This is a messenger RNA of Boleophthalmus pectinirostris (great blue-spotted mudskipper), 1200 nucleotides long. It is a transcript of the gene cdca8, whose product is annotated as cell division cycle associated 8. The record is from RefSeq and is a predicted model, not a curated record. The coding region runs from base 89 to 931 and encodes 280 amino acids. Gene Ontology annotation, cellular component: chromosome passenger complex; chromosome, centromeric region; spindle midzone. The transcript has 11 exons. Lineage: Eukaryota; Metazoa; Chordata; Actinopteri; Gobiiformes; Gobiidae. Gene Ontology annotation, biological process: mitotic sister chromatid segregation.
CAAGAUUUGAAAAUUGUUCUGCGGAGGAGGAGGUGCACGGUGCAGCGGCCGAAAACUCAAGAAAAGAAGACAAAACACAAAUAAAGCCAUGGCUCCAAGAAAGAGGACCACAAAGCAACCUAAGAGCAACCCUAAGACGGCCAAACUCGAAGCUUUUCUCGAUGAUUUUGAUAGCGAAGUGAAGACACGAGUGGUGCAGCUGAAAGAGAAGCUGAGUCAGUUGUUGAAGGACGUGGAUAAUGGAUACAACAUGGCUCUGAUCAAACUGCCCAAAGCCGUCAGGCAGCUCAACUGGAUCCAACACUAUAAUGCAGAUAAGCCAAAAACGCCAGAAGUGGAUAAUGCGAAGAGAGAAGAGCAGGCGGCCAUUGUGGAGAGUGUUGUGGCUGAGGACCAUGCUGUUCUUCUGCAGUCAGUCAAGAAAACCACAGCUUCAAAGAAAAAGGGCAGCUCCAAAUCUAGUUCAGAGGACGAGACUCCGAGCACCACUCGAAAGACGAGAGCAACAAAGAAACCUCCUACAACAUCCAAAAGAGCAAAGGCCCUGUCUGUGAACAAGCAGAACUCCACUAUCCGCAGGUCAAACAGGAAGCCGAUGGUGACUCCGGCCAGGACCAUGUUGGACUCUUCCAUCAUGAUGGGCCCCACUCCUCUCGUUACACCACGCUUCGACCCCAGGCUGCCCAAGACUCCAGCUGUGAGGGUCCCCAGACACAAAGAGCGUGUCUACAGCAUCUCUGUGAACGGAUCGCCCAUCGCCGGGGGCAACGAAGAUAUCGUCAUCAAUGUCCCUAUCGGCAACGGGGAGAGUAUUCAGCUGUUGGCCAGUCAGAUGGACUCUGUGGACCUGUCUCUGCUGGACGAGACGGCACUGAAGAGCAUUCGACUGCUACAAAACCGCCUCACUUCUCUGUGUGGACCAUCGGAGUGACCCACCACCCGACCACCUGUAAAGACAUUUUUAUUUUCGUAUGCUUGUUUUUAUAGUGUUUUUAGAGACUUGUGAAAGAUUUGGCAACUGGAAUGAAUGACUUUUGUACUGUGUAUAUAUACAGACUAUUUUGUACAACAACAAACUCCUGUUUUUAUUUGCAAACCUGGUCUUACUCUAAAACGUCCAAAUUCCAACUGUUAUUUGUCACUUUGUACAUCUGUAAAAUACUUUUUUGGUGUGAAGCGAGAGUAAAGCUUUGAACACAA